Molecule: messenger RNA, 1715 nt
Organism: Nicotiana attenuata
Lineage: Eukaryota; Viridiplantae; Streptophyta; Magnoliopsida; Solanales; Solanaceae
Exons: 4
Coding region: 546-1397 (283 amino acids)
Source: RefSeq, a predicted model, not a curated record
CUUUGAGUAAAACUAUGACAAACAAAUUGAAACAGAGCUAACUUGAAAAGAAUGGCGGAGACUUGCCGAAAGGAAGGUCAUGGCGUAGGGGGAGGAGUAAGGCGUGGGCUUUUAGUCUGGUGGACUUUCCACGGAAUGAGUGUGACGUUGAAGCACGCCAUUUUGACUACGUAACGCUAAGAAAAAGUAAACGAAUGAAAUGUGAGAGAGGAAGACGAAGAAAUUAACAGAGCUGAAGAAUUUUCAUUUUCAUUGGCUCUGAAGAAUUUCAUAAUUGGUUCUGAAGAAUUUAUCAUACUAUCCCAUUGACCCGGUCAUUAAUUAAUUGUCUUCCUCUUUUAGUCCGUUGCUUGUCUUUGUCUCCUUCCUCUUUGAAACUUCCUCAUAUCUUCUUUUCUUUAAUUCUUUAUCAUCUUUUUCCCUUUUAAUUUCUCUAAAUUUAUGAGCUUUUUCUGCUUUUUUCAGAGACCCAAAUCCAGAGGGUCCAUACUUUGGAGUUUGGAGUUCUUGAAUACAAUACAAGAGUGCUACAGUGUAGAGUAAAAAUGGUGUUUUGGAGAUUGGUUAUGUUACUAAUUACGCUGAUUUCAAUUUCCUUUCAGCAAUCCAACGCACAUUCUUUCGUACAUUUAGCUCAGCCUCCAGAUUUCCGAUCGAAAUUAGAUAAUCAGUUUGCCCCAUCACCAAGCUAUGUCGCUGCAGCUAACGCGAAUUUAGGUACUAAUCAAGCCCCAGUAGGCCAACCAACGGCCGCUUUUGCUAGUGUUAGCUGCACCGGAGCGUCUAAUAAGUGUGUGGAUGAUCAUAUCAGUAUGACUGCCUGCUUUUUUCCUUCCAAGAAAGGACAUGAGGAAUCAUUUUUGCUCGUCCACAACAACGGUGAGAACCCUUUGAUGCUGAAGGUCAAUGUUUCACCUGCAAACAAAGCGUAUGAUAAUGUUCAGAUACCAAGACAUGAUGUCAAGCAGAUCAAUAUCCCGUCUAAAAUUGGAGCGAGUUCAUCAACAAUUAUGCUAGACGCUGGAACUGGGAAAUGUACGAUUGACAUCAGACGUUCAGUAUGGCAAGGCUUCUUUAACUUGCCAUAUUCUUAUACCACGUAUAUUACCCCCACGAAUGGGGCAUAUUUGCUAGGUGUAACAGCUCUUCUAAUCGGAGGAAUAUUCAUCUGCUGCAAGUUAAGAAAACAGGAUCGACAUCUUGAUGGCGUUGCAUAUCAGGAACUUGAAAUGGGAAAACCAGAACUUCAAUCUUCCAUCAAGUUGGAAACUAACACUGAAGGGUGGAAUGAGAGUUGGGACGACGAUUGGGAUGAAGAAGAGGCAGUGAAGUCACCUGGUGGAAAAAACAUUAGCAGAAAACUAGCAAAUGGUUUUGAUGAUUCGCAUCAUAGUUAACAUAAAGACAGAUUUUGUUGCAUUUUCUUGAAGAUUCAUAGGAAAAACUUAAGGGUGAGAAGUAUAUAGAGUAGAUGUUAAACAGGAAUAGGAAACUGCUACAGAGUAACAAUUUUAAACAUUUCGAGUUGUGGUGGGACCAGUUAAGUUCUAACGUCCCAGUUUUCGUUGGAACCAAAUUUAUAUGUUAUGAUUCUCUAUAACAAUAUUUUACUAUAGCAGUCAAAAAAUAUCAGAACAAACAAAGCUCUUAUAGAGAGAUUUUGACUGUACUUUACUUUUUCUUUUUUCAUUCUGAAUAUGCCUAUAGUUUUCUAA